CUAUUACUACUUUAAUAUAAUAAAGUUAUUAAGCUACUACCAGCCUCAUAAUUUUAGUUAUUGCAGAACCAAGAGGGUAGGUACAGAGAAGAAAAGAAAGACCAAUGUGUAUUUCUGAGACACACUUGUACAUAAAAGUAUUAGACAUGGAUGAUGAUCCUCCAAAGAAAACUCAAAAGGAUUGGUUAGAAGGAUAGUAAGAGAACUAUGACAGAGCAGUGUGAUGAAAACCAAAAGAAUUUCAUUGAUAGGAACAUUCCUUUCAUGGGUACACAUCACAGCUCAUUCCUGUCUUAUUCUUAUUCUAGGUUCCCCCCCCCCCCCAUAUUCUUCUAUAGAUGUGCCAUAAGAAGAUCUACUCAGUAUAUUAGAGGGCUUCUAUGUAUUUUUGUAUUUGGGGUAAAGGUACGGAACAGGAUCAUUAAGUUCAGAGUUGGAAGGGGCCUUAGAGGUAUCUGGUACAACUUCCUAAUUUUACACUUGAGAAAAUUGAGGCUCACUGAGGUUGGACAUCUUGCCCAAGCCUACUGUGCUGAUCACCUCCUUCUUUUGAAGAAAGCCACUGUUACCGCAAACUUGAGUAGGCAGAGGAGAAAUAAAAUGGACGACAAUGGAAAGAACACAAGAUUUGGAGGCAGAUCUGGGAUUCAAUCCUGCUUCCAUCUCUUAUUGGAUCACCACCUUUGUGUGAGUCUGCAGGUAUUUUCCAAGACUGUGAGCAUGGAUUACUUGGCUCACACUGGCACACUCAGCUUGGCUGCUGGAGUUGUCUGUGGCAUAUGUUUGGGUUGGGGCCUCCGAGUUCGAUUUGGAGUGAUCCCCAAGACCUCCAAAGUGAGUGGUUCCAACCCAGUGCAUAAGAAAAGCCCCGAGGCUGAGACAGAAGCCAGCAUCUUGGGAGAAAGUGGGGAAUUCAAGAUGAUUCUUGUUGUCCGCAAUGACUUGAAGAUGGGGAAGGGAAAAGUGGCAGCUCAGUGUUCUCAUGCUGCUGUUUCUGCCUACAAACAAGUACAAAGGAGAAAUCCAGAGCUUCUGAAACAGUGGGAGUAUUGUGGUCAGCCCAAAGUGGUGGUCAAAACUCCUGAUGAAGAAUCUCUGACGGAAUUGCUUACUCAUGCCAAAGUGCUAGGACUGACUGUGAGUUUAAUCCAGGAUGCUGGGCGUACUCAGAUAGAACCAGGCUCUCGGACUGUCCUGGGAAUUGGACCAGGACCAGCAGAUUUAAUUGACAAAGUUACUGGCCAUUUAAAACUUUAUUGAGCUGAGUUUUGUAUGGUGGUGGGGUACAAGUAUACUUAGACCCAGUCUUAUUUUGUUCUAACAAUAAAAGACAACCAACCUGUUCUCUUAGUUUUUUAACUUCAGUGUUCUUGGGAUAAUAAUAAAGUUUGUUCUGGUUUUCACACCA
Messenger RNA from Monodelphis domestica (gray short-tailed opossum), 1408 nucleotides. The record is from RefSeq and is a predicted model, not a curated record. NCBI's taxonomy places the organism in Eukaryota, Metazoa, Chordata, Mammalia, Didelphimorphia, Didelphidae.